This is a messenger RNA of Ricinus communis (castor bean), 1334 nucleotides long. RefSeq names its product probable uridine nucleosidase 2. Gene Ontology annotation, molecular function: purine nucleosidase activity. Gene Ontology annotation, biological process: purine nucleoside catabolic process. Gene Ontology annotation, cellular component: cytosol. Lineage: Eukaryota; Viridiplantae; Streptophyta; Magnoliopsida; Malpighiales; Euphorbiaceae. The coding region runs from base 223 to 1131 and encodes 302 amino acids. The transcript is spliced from 9 exons. The record is from RefSeq and is a predicted model, not a curated record.
AUCUCACCUAUCAGACUCUGUGUAUUCACUUUCUUCUCAAUUUCUCAUAUUACAAUUAACAAUCACCAUCACAUCUGUACUAAAAAUCAGAUUCACACAUCAAGAUUAUGGCAUCUGAUCCAAAGAAGAUCAUCAUAGACACUGACCCUGGUAUUGUGAUGGGUCGAAUCUGUUUGACAUCUCUGUGAUUUGUGUUAUGAUUGCAAUGCUACAGAUGAUGCCAUGGCAAUAUUUCUGGCAUUGAAGUCACCUGAAGUGGAAGUGAUUGGACUGACUACUAUAUAUGGGAAUGUUUAUACUACUCUGGCUACCAGGAACGCCUUGCAUUUGUUGGAGGUCGCAGGAAGGACCGAUAUUCCGGUGGCUGAGGGAUCUCAUGUCUCGAUAACUAAAGGUGCAAAACUUCACAUUGCCGAUUUUGUCCACGGUGCUGAAGGACUUGGCAACCAAAAUUUCCCCCCGCCAAAAGGAAAGCCAAUUGAACAGUCAGCACCUGCUUUUCUGGUUGAGCAAGUAAAUCUUUACCCUGGAAAAGUCACGGUGGUGGCAUUGGGUCCACUUACAAAUAUUGCAUUGGCCAUCCAGUUAGAUCCUGCAUUUGCUAAAAAAAUUGGGCAGAUUGUUUUACUUGGUGGUGCUUUUGCAGUAAAUGGGAAUGUGAAUCCCGCAACAGAGGCAAAUAUUUUGGGCGAUCCAGAUGCUGCUGAUAUUGUUUUCACCAGUGGUGCAGAUAUUUUGGCUAUCGGGAUUAAUGUUACCCAUCAAGUUGUUUUGACAGAUGCUGAUCGAAAUAAACUGGCACAAUCAAAUUCAAAAUUUGGUCAGUACUUGCACAAGAUUUUAGAUGUCUACUUCGAUUAUCAUCGUUACGCAUACAACACAGGAGGAGUCUAUCUUCACGAUCCAACAACUGUUCUUGCUGCUGUUGAUCCUGCACUUAUGACCUACACAGAGGGUGUUGUUAGAGUCCAAACCACUGGCAUCACAAGGGGCCUGACAAUAUUCUUUAACCAAAAGAAGAGGUUUGCUGAAGUCACCGAGUGGUCUGAUAAACCCUCAGUAAAGGUGGCCGUCACGGUUGAUGCUCCCACAGCUCUGAAAAUGGUGAUGGAACGGCUUACAGAACCAUAAAAACAUUUCAGGUCAGCUAGAAUUACCUGGUGAUUGAGGCGACCGAGAGCGUCUUUCUCGGUGGUCAAAUUGUUGUUUCUGAUGCAUUCACAAUGCCAUUGUUGAACUAAUGUGCAUUAUGUAUAUACUUUCCAAUCACAUUGAGCAAGUAAUUUCUCUAGAAGUAACAAUCACAAUAAAGCAUUCUCUGCCGUUUUUAUUUC